AUGAAGAGGUUCGGCAGCAAGGGCAGGCGGCGAGGGGGCCCCAGGGGGGAGUCUGCUGCUGCUGCUGUACACAGCAGCUUCUGUGUCAGUCUUAGCAGCAUCGAUGCAGCAGCAGCAGAUGCUCAUAAUGAUGAGACUUUUGCCGUUGAAAACCCAAUUGGUGAUGAUUGGCAGCCAAAUGAGGCGUUCUCUAAGGAAUUCGAACUGCAAAAGCAGCAGCGGCAGCAGCAGCAGCUGCAGCAGCAGCACAAUAGAUUGGGACCGACAUCUCCUGCGGCACACCAUGCAGAUGAUUUCCAUCGAGAGCCCUUUGAGCUACCGGCGUUCUUUAGUACAGAUGCAAGAGGCCAGCCAGUAGACGUCGUCCUCGAGUCUUUAGAACCGGAGACCGAUGGUGCUACUGCUGCUGCUGGCAGCAGCAGCAGCAGCAGCUUUCCGCAUGGCUCUCUAGAGGCACUCGAUGCAGCAACUCCCCUGCGGCACUUCGCAGAUGCUCUUGAGCCAGACGAUCACCUGCAGCAGCUGCAGCAGCAGCCGUUGCAGCCGCUGCAGCAGCAGCGGAUGCUGCCACAGUAUCAGCGACAUCUAGGCGACCCAGCAGCAGCAGCAGCACCAGCAGCAGAUCCUCUGUCUCUAGAGGAUCCCUGCAUGCAGUCGUUGCUAUGUGCAGCAACGGGAAAGUUGUUGCGUCCUCCUCCUGGUUUUGACGGUGAGGGGGCUCAGCUGCAGCAGCGGCGGCAGCAGCAACAUAACGCAGCAGCAGCAGCAGCUGCUGCUGCUGCUGCUGCUGUCAGCAGAGACCCUGCUGUUCUUAUGGCAGAGCCUGCAGAGGGCGUGCCUUUUGCAUGGACAGCAGGAGGCAGCAGCAGCAACAGCAACACGGGGCUGAUGACGGCUCAGAACGGGGCGUUUGCUGCUGGUGCUGCUCCUGGUGCUGCUGCUGCUGCUGCAAUGGAUGCCUCCCACAUACGGCCCACGCAGUUGCAGCAGCAACAACAGCAACUGCAGCAAAUGCAGCAGCAGCGGCACGCUGCUGCUGCAGACAUUCCGCCUGGUUGGAACGGGCUUGACGACCUGUGGGGUCCUUCGCAGCAGCAGCAGCAGCUGUUACUGCUUGAGCAGCAGCGGCACGGUUUCUGUGGGAGUGUAGGAGGAAGAGCAGCAGGCAUGCAGCAGCAGCAGCAGCAACCUAUGCCAGUGCUGCAGCACGAGGUCCUGGAGGAACAGCUGCUUCAGCGGCAGCAGCAGUAUCUGCAGCAGCAGCAGCAGCAGCAGGAGCAGCAGCAGCACCACGUCGGCAUAUCGGAGGGAAAGCACGUCACCCAGUCGCACUUACCGAAACAGCAGCAACAACAGCCGCAGCAGCAGCAAAGGAUUGGCAAGGGAUUGUCUGAUAGGCCAAGGGGAGACCAGCGGAGCACAGGGGCAACCCACGGCCGACUGCAGCAUGCAGCAAGCAGCGCGGAUCCGCAGCAGCAGCAGCAGCAGCCGCAGCAGCGUUUGCGCGGUAAGCAACAGCAACAGCAGCAGCCUGCGCAGCCGCAGCGCCGCAGACAACAGCAGCAGCAGCAGCAACAACAACAACAGCAGCAGCAGCAUUUGCAAGAGAAGGGACGACGGCAUCCGAAGCAGCAACAUGAAUUGCAGGUUACGAACGGCAGCAGCAGCAGCAGCAGCAGCAUUUGGCCCCCUCCUAUAUUCCCGUUAACGCGUGGUUUAAUAAAUCAUAUAAUCAAAGAGAAGAUAGAAGACGGCAGCAAGUGGUUUGCUGCUCCUGCAGCAGCAGCAGAUGGUUCCCCUGCAACAGCAGCAACAACCCCUACCUCUUCAAGUCCCUACAACAAUACCAACAGCAGCAGCAGCAGCAGCAGCAGCGGGUUUAUGACUUCUCAUGACUUUGAUGUUAUUCUUCGAGUUCAGCUUUCGCAAACUUCUCGUCGCCCCGAGCUGCAGCGAUAUACAGGCCGAUGGAACUUUCGUUGCAUGCGCAGCAGCAGCAGUAGCAGCAGCAGCAGCAGCAGCAAGAUGCCUUUCGAGUUAGAGAAUUCUCUUAAACAGCUAGCGCAGCAAAUGCACACACAAGGGGGUCUUAUGGAUGCCUUAUUACGCGGAUCUCCUGCUGCAGCAACAGCUGCAACAGCAGCAGGAACAGCAGCGACAACUGCAGCUACAUCAGCAGCAGCUGCUGCGGUUGCCGCAGCAGCAGCAGCUGCUGCUGCUGCUUAUCCUGACGUACAAACACUCGUCAGCAACUCCUUGAUGCACCGCAGACUAUUUGGAUCUGUCUGUACAACUGAAGCAGCAGCUCUGCUGGAAGCAGCAGAAGCAGCAGAGAAAGAGCAGCAAAUGCCGUCCCAGGACGCUGGUCCUGCUGCUGUUGCACCUGCUUCAGGGGAAGCAGGUGCACCUUCUACCUCUGCUGCAGCGACAACAGCUGGCACUUCUGCUGCUGCUGAAGCUGCAGACACAAAUUCUCCCGAGAGCAGCAGCAGCAGCAGCGGGGUGCAUAAGAAGUUCGGCCGUGUUGCUUAUGCCUCUAUUAGACAUCCGCGUAAUGUUAUUCACAUCGAUCGCCGCUCGCAACAAGAAGUUGAUGGUGUUGACUCUGCUGCUUCUGCUGCAGCAGCAGCAGCAGAAGCAGCAGACAGCAGCACCAGCUCGAACGGACUCAGCAAACAGCGCUAUGCUCAACAGCUCGUCAGACAGCUGUCUUUAGGGGCCCCUGGCUUGAGCUCGCUGCAGUCUUCUUUAGCUUUUAAUUCAAUCAUUGAAGAUUGCCACGACAUCCGAUUGGCAGCAACAGCGCUGCUUGCAGAACUCGAAGAGUGCCCAGCAGGUCAUGUGGCAGCUCGUGGCCGUCUGCAGCAGCAGCUACAGCACACGUUGCAGCAGGCAGCAGAGUUGCUGCUGCUUCGGCACUGCAGCAACUCCCUUGCCCCCCCUAUGCUUUAUCUUCUUGACUUUAGUGCUCCUGCUUGUUGCUGCUACCCAGGAGAAUACGUCUUUAGGCUGCGGCAGCACUACCUGCGUUAUCAGCAGCGGCAGCAGCUGCUCCACCAGCAGCAGCAGCAGCAGCUGCAGCAGGAGUUGCAGCAGCAGGAGGAAGAGGACUUUAUUGAUACAUUGCCUCCUGAGUUAGAGAGUAUUGUUAUUGAAGGACGCCGCAGCACUAAAUGGAUGCUGCAGAAGGUUUGCUGCAACAGCAAAGGCAUCGAGCUGCUGCUGUUGCUGCUGCCGCUGCUGACAGAUGCAUGCGUUUCCGUGCUGCUGCAGGGGCUGCUGCUGUGCUCGGAGACGGUUGAGGGGAUAUUUGCAGGAGCAGAUCGUGCCCUAGCAGCAGCAGCAACAGGGGCAGGAGCAGCAGGAACAGCAGAGGCAGCAGCAAAUGAACGCAGCAGCCGUUUGUUUGAAGAGGUGUUAAACUCCACAGGCAUAACGCAUGCAGCAGUUGCUGCGCUACCGAAGGACAGUUUGCUGUAUCUGCUGCUAGUACAGCAGCAGCAGCAGCAACAGCAUCAGCAACAGGAGCAGCAGGAGCAGCAGCAGGAGCAGGGCCUCGCUGGGGGGGGCCCACUAUACGGGGGUUUGCUUCCUUUCGCUGCUAAUGCUGCAUCUUCCGCGAGCGGAGGGAACAGCAAAUGCAAGCCAAAGGCUGCACUGCCCCUAGAGUUACUGCAGCAGCAGCAGCAGCAGCAGCGGCAGUUGCUGCUGCUGCGGCCUCUGAUUCGUAGUUUGCUGCAGCAGGCAAGACAGUGCCCAGCUUGGGCAGCAGCAAUCACCACAGAAGUUGUGGAACGAUGGGGAGCGUCUGCUGCUCGUUCUUUCCUUGCCGCGCUUGUCGCUGCAACAGAAUUUUAG
Eimeria maxima is the source of this 3858-nucleotide messenger RNA. RefSeq lists its product as hypothetical. The record is from RefSeq and is a predicted model, not a curated record. The transcript has 8 exons. NCBI's taxonomy places the organism in Eukaryota, Apicomplexa, Conoidasida, Eucoccidiorida, Eimeriidae. The coding region runs from base 1 to 3858 and encodes 1285 amino acids.